Molecule: messenger RNA, 1091 nt
Organism: Anopheles nili
Lineage: Eukaryota; Metazoa; Arthropoda; Insecta; Diptera; Culicidae
Product: epimerase family protein SDR39U1
Exons: 2
Coding region: 91-984 (297 amino acids)
Source: RefSeq, a predicted model, not a curated record
GGUCUGUUUUCUUUUGUUGAAGACUUUCUGGUAGAAUUGGUGGGAUAUGCAAACGCUUGGUGCCAUCUAAGUUUUUAUUUACAUAUCGUAAUGUCGCAUGUGGUUAUUGGAGGUGGUACGGGUUUCAUCGGCAGACGAUUGAUUAAAACACUAGUUGCAGAUGGUUACGAGGUGACAACAAUAUCGCGCAUGCCUGGCAUUAAACACAUAAGUUGGCAUCAGCUUGAAAAGGAUGGUCUACCAAGUGGGACUACAGCCGUAGUCAAUUUGGCUGGGCAAAAUGUGUUAGAUCCAACACGACGAUGGACUCCUGGGUUCAAACAAAAUGUUUGGAACUCGCGAAUUAACACAACUGCCGCCUGUGCCCGAGCCAUUGAGAAAGCAACAGUAAAGCCAUGUGUUUUUGUCAAUAUUUCAGGUGUUAGUCACUACAUACCUGGAAAUGACAGCUAUACAGAAUUGUCUAUAGUUAAAGAUUAUGAUUUCAUGUCCCGGCUUUGUAUCGAAUGGGAACGAGCUGCCAAUCUAUCAAAUAAUUCAAUUUGCAGAGUCGUGCGUAUUAGAAGUGGUGUAGUACUUGGUAGAGAAGGAGGUAUGAUCCAGUCUUUGAUACUACCAUUUUGGCUUGGGUUAGGAGGAACUGUAGGAGAUGGAAGGCAGGAUAUGCCUUGGAUACAUAUACAGGAUCUUGUAGAAAUGAUUAAGUUUUCAAUCGAAAAACCGGAGAUGAGUGGUAUACUGAACGGUGUUGCUCCUGAGCUGGCGACAAAUGCUGGUUUUACAAAAGCAUUUGCUUCAGCACUUGUUAGACCAGCCUUGUUCCCUAUACCUAUAUUUGCACUUAAUUUAAUUUUUGGCAAAGAACGAGCUGUAUUAUUGACAACGGGUGCUAAAAUUCUGCCAGAGAAGGUACUAAGACAUGGAUUCAAAUAUCAAUUCCCUCAUUUACAGUCAGCUUGCAAUGAAGUAGCCCAUUUGUUUUGAACGUAAUUUGAGAUUGUGAUACAGUCAAGAUAGGCAUUGAUACAUUUUGUAGACUCUAGACUGCGCAAAAGGCACGAUUCUAUUUCAUUAUGAUUAAUAAAAUCAAA